This is a messenger RNA of Balearica regulorum gibbericeps (East African grey crowned-crane), 540 nucleotides long. The record is from RefSeq and is a predicted model, not a curated record. NCBI's taxonomy places the organism in Eukaryota, Metazoa, Chordata, Aves, Gruiformes, Gruidae.
UGGGGAACGUGAUCAUCCAGGCGGAAUUCUACCAGCGGGAUGAGAAGCUGCAGCAGGAGAACGGCGAGUUCAUGUUUGAAUUCGACGGGGACGAGCUCUUCCACGUGGACCUGCAGAAGGCAGAGACCAUCUGGCGCCUGCCUGAGUUCGGGCAAUUCGCCUCCUUCGAGGCACAGGGAGCUCUGCAAAACAUGGCUGUAGACAAGCAGAAUUUGGAGAUCAUGACGAAGGCGUCCAACCGCUCACGGGCAACCAUCGCACCACCUGAGAUGACGGUGUUCUCCAAGAAUCCUGUGCAGCUGGAGGACCCCAACGUCCUGAUCUGCUACGUGGACAAAUUCUGGCCACCCGUGCUCUCCAUCAAGUGGCUGAAGAACGGGCAGGAGGUGACGGACGGCGUCCUCGAGACCGUUUUCUACCGAGGGCCAGAGGUCACCUUCCGCAAGUUCUCCUACCUGCCCUUCAUCCCCAAUCGGGGGGACUACUACGACUGCCGUGUGGAGCAUGAGGGGCUGCCCAGCGCCCUCCUGAAGCACUGGG